Molecule: messenger RNA, 3588 nt
Organism: Aspergillus aculeatinus CBS 121060
Lineage: Eukaryota; Fungi; Ascomycota; Eurotiomycetes; Eurotiales; Aspergillaceae
Product: putative phosphatidylserine decarboxylase Psd2
Exons: 7
Coding region: 90-3326 (1078 amino acids)
Biological process (GO): phospholipid biosynthetic process
Molecular function (GO): calcium ion binding; phosphatidylserine decarboxylase activity
Source: RefSeq, a predicted model, not a curated record
CCCGUCCUCAGUAUCGACGCGACGUCACCUCCCCGGCUCCGUCUGGCCUGUCUUCUUCCCCUCCCCGCACUUUCCGACGGUCCAUCAUCAUGGUGCGCUUACCGUUGCCACAACGGCUCAGCACUCAUUUGAGCUCAAAAAGCACCAAUACCACUCCCGGUCAAAGCAGAAGUACCAGUCCCAUGAGAAUGUCUGACACGAAGCCCUUGAUCCUCAAGGUCUCCGUUCUUCGGGGGAGGAAUCUAGCAGCUAAGGACAGAGGAGGAACCAGCGACCCGUACAUGAUAGUCACACUUGGAGAGGCCCGACAGUCAACACCCACGAUACCAAAGACCCUGAACCCAGAAUGGAACGUCACGUUUGAGAUGCCCGUGGUCGGCGUACCACUAUUGGAGUGCAUCUGUUGGGAUCAUGAUCGGUUCGGCAAAGACUAUAUGGGCGAAUUCGACAUUGCCCUCGAGGAGAUAUUCAGCCGCGGCGAGGUCCAUCAACAGCCAACCUGGUACACUCUUCGCUCGAAACGAAAGUCUUCGAAGAAGAAGGACAGUAUCAUCUCUGGGGAAAUCCUGCUGCAGUUCUCUCUCAUCGAUCCGGCAAACCCCAAUGCCCCUGCGGAAGAAGUCUAUCAAAAAUUCAGAACCCUGGUAUGUGCUGGGGACGACGAAGAUGAGUUCCCGCAGGUACCUUCGUUUUCACCAGAGGAUGUCGACAGAGAUGAAGAAACGUCGGAUGAGACGGACGACCCCACCAAACCAGAGAUCGUGGAAAAGCGAAGAAGGAGGCUGCGCCUUAAACGUCUGAAACGGAAAUCUUUGGCAGCAAGAGCCUACCAGUUUUCCGGUAUAGGAAAUGGAGUGCAAGGUAUCGUGUUCAUGGAGAUUGUAAAGGUGACGGACCUCCCGCCCGAACGGAAUGUGACGCGCACCUCCUUCGACAUGGACCCGUUUGUUGUCACCUCACUCGGAAGAAAGACGCUUCGAACACCGGUUGUUCGUCACAAUCUUAAUCCAGUAUACAACGAGAAAAUGGUGUUCCAGGUCAUGAAGCAUGAAACUUCUUAUACGAUCGGCUUCACCGUCAUGGACAGGGACAAGUUCUCUGGCAAUGACUUUGUCGCGUCGGCCGGAUUUCCAUUGCAGACCUUGAUCAAAUCCGCUCCCAACGCCGAUCCUGAGACUGGCUUGUACGAUUUAUCAAAUCAGACUCCUGAUCUGACGAGCUCUGAAUCGGACAUUGCUGCGAGACCAGCUCCGAAGAUCUCGGUCAGCCCCUCUCCCUCGACCAGCAGCCUGUCUAGAUCACCUAAACUAGGCAUGUCACCAAGGGGCUCUUCUACGUCCCUGUCAGGCCAGUCACAGCAGGGAGAAUCGACUCUUCUUCCACCUCGGAGUGUCCCGGAAGACACCGAGACUCCCAGCCUCUCAAGCUCUCCUACGCUAGCUAACUUUACCGUCUCCCCGCUUGAGGCUGAUAGCGAAGGGCUUCGAGUUUAUCGCAUCCCACUCAGUUUGAAGAAUAAGGACAGAUGGGAAGACAAGCAUUCGCCUGAACUCAUUGUCAAGGCCAAAUAUAUGCCGUAUCGUGCCCUGCGCCAGCAAUUCUGGAGACUCAUGCUCAAACAAUACGAUGCAGACGAUAGCGGUCGUAUUGACAAGGUUGAACUGACUACCAUGCUUGACACUCUUGGUUCCACCUUGAAGGAGUCCACAAUUGACAGUUUUUUCGAGCGUUUCAGUCUGGAAAAUCAACCCAGCGAAACAAUGGAUCUGACCUUUGAUCAAGCCGUGAUCUGCCUAGAAGAUACCCUUCAGGCACUCCAAAAAGACCCGAGACUGGCAGGCAGAAAGGUUUCACCCACAUCAUCAUCGAUCAGCCAGGAUAGUGAGGAACAGUCGAGCGGUGAUGAUGAGCUCAUUGCAGGGCUUAACGCUGGCCUGCCAGCCAACCAUGACCCUCAGACUACACAUAUUCCUACCAUACCCACCGAAGAGCAGCCGGGCUUGGUUGAGGAAGACCUUCAACCUGACGAUUUGGGAGAUGAACGCGGUGUGGAGCACGUCAUUGAGCUUCGAGAAUGCCCCCUCUGCCAUCAACCGCGGCUCUCUUCUCGUUCCGAUGCCGACAUCAUCACGCACAUUGCCACAUGCGCAAGCCGGGACUGGAGGCAGGUGGACAACCUCGUCAUGGGAGGCUUCGUGACCUCCAGCCAGGCGCAGCGCAAAUGGUACACCAAAGUCAUCACGAAGAUUGGUUAUGGUGGCUACAAGCUGGGAGCCAACUCGGCCAAUAUCCUUGUCCAGGACCGAAUUACUGGGCAAAUCAAUGAGGAGCGCAUGAGUGUCUAUGUCCGAUUGGGUAUCCGAUUGCUGUACAAGGGUCUUAAGAGCAGAGAAAUGGAAAAGAAGAGAAUUCGCAAAAUCUUGAAGUCUAUGAGUAUCAAGCAGGGCAAGAAGUACGAUGAUCCUGCGUCUGCCAGUCAGAUCCGGGACUUCAUCAACUUCCACCAACUUGAUAUGUCCGAAGUCUUGUUGCCCAUCGAGAAGUUUAAUAACUUUAACGAGUUCUUCUACCGUGCACUGAAACCCGGUGCCCGGCCCUGCUCAGCGCCGGACGAGCCCAGAGUUGUUGUGUCACCUGCUGAUUGUCGAGCGGUUGUAUUCGACCGUAUGGAUGAAGCGACUAAUAUCUGGGUUAAAGGUCGAGAAUUCUCUAUCGAACGCCUCCUCGGCGAUGCUUACCCCGAAGAUGUGAAGCGCUACAAGAAUGGAGCACUGGGUGUUUUCCGUCUUGCUCCCCAAGAUUAUCAUCGCUUCCAUAUCCCCGUGGACGGAGUUAUGGGUACCCCCAAGACUAUUGAGGGUGAGUACUACACGGUCAAUCCCAUGGCGAUCCGCUCUGCUCUCGACGUGUAUGGCGAGAACGUGAGAGUUCUCGUGCCAAUUGAUUCCGCGGCUCAUGGCCGUGUCAUGGUGGUCUGUGUUGGAGCCAUGAUGGUUGGAAGCACAGUCAUUACACGAAAGGCUGGGGAGCAGGUUUCACGGGCCGAAGAGCUCGGUUACUUUAAAUUUGGAGGAAGUACCAUUCUUUUGCUCUUUGAGGAGGGGUCGAUUAAUUUCGACAGUGACUUGGUGGACAACUCGAAGGGGCCCUUGGAAACUUUGAUCCGGGUCGGCAUGUCUGUGGGUCAUCGUCCCGAUAUUCCUCAGUUCGAACCGGACAUGCCCAAGAAAUCCGAGGAUAUCUCUCUUGAGGAGAUGCAGUCUGCGAAGCGUCGGAUUGAAGGCAGUCUGGCCCCGCCUACUGAAGAUGUCCCUGCUCUCCCGUAGACUAUGUUCUGCAUUGUAAUCUUGUUACAUAUGCUCUGUAUUCUUGCAGCCUUUUUUGCCAAGCGGGGUAUAUUGCUUUAUUUUUUUUUUCUUAUUCUUUCGGGCGUUGACAGGUACGCUUAGAGGCCCGGAGCCUGCAUAGCGAUUGAGAAACUCAUUUUGUAAAAAAGAUUAUAAGUAUGAGGUGUGAUGGGCAUGGCUGAGUGUUGAAAAGUGGGUGGACUGUACAUAGUCUUGAUACAAGAAUAUAGGUAAUUAUGCC